UUUAUCUUCGUUCCAUUAGGGGACUUGAUCUCCUAACCAUGGAAGGGAAUAAUCCAGAGUCUUUGAGAAUGGCUGUCUCAACAAGGUCAAAUGGUUGGAUAUGUUUACUUAUUUUUUCAUUUGUUAUAAGUGUGCAAUAUGUAAACUCCGAUCCUAUUCCCCAACCUGCUGUCCAGAGUGUUGAUGAUAUUAUUCCCAAAACUAUUAUCCAGAAUGCCACUGAGAAAGGAGCUGUUUGUUUGGAUGGGAGUCCAGCAGCCUAUCAUUUCGCUCCCGGAAAAGGUGAAGACGCACGCAAUUGGAUGAUUUACCUUCAAGGAGGAGGGUGGUGCAUGAGUAAUGGCACAUAUUCUACUCACGACCUCUCUGUUGAGAGUUGUCCGAACCGUGCGACCCGUGAUAUGGGUUCUAGUCUCCACAUGAAACCUCUCCAACUUAAAGGCAUUUUCGGUGAUGUUCAAGCAGCGACUUAUUUUUAUACAUGGACCCGAGUUAUUGUCCGGUAUUGUGAUGGAGGAUCAUUUGCGGGAAAUGUUGACAAACCUGAUCCGGUCACUAAACUCUACUAUAGAGGUGCAAGGAUUUUCCAAGUGGUUGUGGAUGAGUUAAUGACAAAGGGAUUGAAAGAUGCCAAAAAUGUCAUUUUUGCCGGCGGUUCAGCGGGUGGAUUAGGCGUGUUGGUACACUGUGAUCGCUUUACUAGUCUAUUCCCAAAAGGCGUUAGAGUAAAAUGCCUUUCAGAUAGUUCUCUCUUUCUUAUCGUGAAAGAUCCCCAGCAUGCAAAAUUCUUUAAGGCUAUUUUUAGCGAUGUAGUUGCUCUGCAUCAACCAACCAAGGCAUUACCUGCAGAGUGCAUUUCAAAAAUGAGUCCAUUUGAGUGCUUCCAACCAAAAAAUUUGGUGCAAUAUGUAAAAUCCCCCCUAUUUAUUUUCCAAUCAGAAUUUGAUUCAUUUCAGGUGCAAAAUACUUUCUCGAUGGAUUUGUACAAAGCCAUUAAGGAAAAUAUAUCAUAUGUUAGCCCAAGUGAUAUGGCUCUGCUACAAGAUUUCAAACAACAAAUAGUAAGUGCAUUGCCACAACCAAGUGCCACCAAAGGAUAUAUACUUACUUCUAUGUUCGGUCAUAGCUUUGCUUCUGACAGCUAUAAGACGAAAUUAACGUUUGGAGAUGGGAAGUCAAAGAGCAUUGAGAGCCAAUUCUACGCUUGGUACUUUGACAAGGAUUUUGUCAAUUUCAUAGACCCAAGCAACGUGCCAUAUAUGAAGUGAAUGAAAUAUUUGUGAUCUCUUCAUUGUACAUUGAUAAAUAUAAUAUAAUUACUUUUUAUUCACUAUAUA
Messenger RNA from Ipomoea triloba (trilobed morning glory), 1337 nucleotides. RefSeq names its product pectin acetylesterase 7-like. Gene Ontology annotation, biological process: cell wall organization. Gene Ontology annotation, molecular function: pectin acetylesterase activity. The transcript is spliced from 12 exons. Gene Ontology annotation, cellular component: plant-type cell wall. The coding region runs from base 39 to 1268 and encodes 409 amino acids. The record is from RefSeq and is a predicted model, not a curated record. NCBI's taxonomy places the organism in Eukaryota, Viridiplantae, Streptophyta, Magnoliopsida, Solanales, Convolvulaceae.